Molecule: messenger RNA, 1023 nt
Organism: Tarenaya hassleriana
Lineage: Eukaryota; Viridiplantae; Streptophyta; Magnoliopsida; Brassicales; Cleomaceae
Product: REF/SRPP-like protein At1g67360
Exons: 3
Coding region: 121-816 (231 amino acids)
Source: RefSeq, a predicted model, not a curated record
ACGACAGUUUCCGUCCAGUGUUCAGCGACUUACGCACAGAGUGAGAGAGAAACCCGGAUUUCAGAAUCAAAUCUAAGAGCAUAAUUCGAAUUCGAGAUCUUGAACAAUUCCGUCAAGUAGAUGGAGACGGCGAACAAGAACAAGGAGAAGGAGCUUGAGCUGAGGCAUCUAGGUUUCGUGAGGAUUGCGGCGAUUCAGGCUCUGGUUUGCGUGUCAAAUCUGUACGAUUACGCUAAGCAGAACUCUGGUCCUCUGAAAUCGGCUGUCGUAACAGUGGAAAGCGCUGUCACCUCCGUCGUCACUCCCGUCUACGACAAGUUUAAGGAUGUCCCCGAUACUCUCCUCCUCUUUCUCGACAACAAGGUAGACGAAGCUUCGCACAAGUUCGAUAAGCAUGCACCUCCACUGGCUAAGCAAGUGGUCAGCCAAGCAAACGUUUUGAUCCACAGAGCCGCCGAAAAGGCUCAGAACUUGUUCAGAGAAGCUCAAACCGGAGGAGCAAAGGCGGCUUUCAGCUAUGCAGCAAUGGAGUACAAGAACUUCCUAGUGAUCAACUCGGUUAGAGCAUGGACUAAACUCAACCAGUACAAACCGAUCCACAAAGUUUCCGACAAAGCCUUACCCAUCGCUGCUCACUUGUCGGAGAAGUAUAACCGCAUCGUCAAGGACAUGUCCCAGAAGGGUUACCCUAUCAUCGGCUACCUCCCAUUGGUUCCAGUGGAGGACAUUUCCAAGGCCUAUAAAGAGGAAGAUGCUGCGCCCAAGAAAGGAGAUGCUGAUGCCAAGAACUCGUGUUCUGAUUCGGAUUCUGAUUGAUGAUGUUGUCUUGAUAUACGUUUGGAAAGUGUGGCUGCUCGCCUGGUUUGGUGGUUCUGUGUCUGGCCAUGUCUCCUCGUGAUUCUUAGGAUGCUGCCAAUGUGUAAAUGAUCGUAGGACCUGUGCCUUCUCCAUUAAGGGCUUUGUAAAACUUCAGUGUGUGCUUGUUGGCAAGUCUUUCAUUUCUUGGUUUGGUCAUCUGGUAAA